Molecule: messenger RNA, 4390 nt
Organism: Doryrhamphus excisus (bluestripe pipefish)
Lineage: Eukaryota; Metazoa; Chordata; Actinopteri; Syngnathiformes; Syngnathidae
Gene: rps6ka4
Product: ribosomal protein S6 kinase, polypeptide 4
Biological process (GO): intracellular signal transduction; protein phosphorylation
Molecular function (GO): protein serine/threonine kinase activity; magnesium ion binding; ATP binding
Source: RefSeq, a predicted model, not a curated record
UAGUAGUCACGUGACGACCGUCGCCCAGGUUGUGUCGAAAGCAUCCUGCUAUUAGCCGUUAGCUAGCAGUUGACCAAAUAUCCAGUGGUGUGUUGUUUUUUUGAGACAUGGAGGAAACAUGAGCGUUGCUCUAGCGGAGGCAGAAAGAAGAAGAAAAGAAGCCACCCAUAUUGCCCCCGCCAACAUGGCCUUUAUCGCUGAAACCCGAGGAGGUUCUUUAUUAACCAGACAUUAGCCCCGGCUAACGCUACAAAGUUUGACGGACAACAACAGCAUUAAGCUAGCUGUAGAUGUCAGCUUGUUUACGACUUGUUACAAUAACGUCGUGUCUGUCAGUGUCCUCUCACAUCUUUAAGAUUAAGAUAACCACCCGGCUGUACGUGCCGAUGGAUUCAUAUUCAUAUUUUGGCCAGUCUCAGUCGGCGCUAACGUGACGGCGAGUGAAUAUAUAUUGACAACUUUUUUUUAGCAACUGAUGCUAACGCUGUUAACGUGUAGUCCAAUGUAACGCAUACGUUGUGACUGGAAAAACUAGGCGAGUCCUAUUUUUCCUCAACUGUCAAGCGACAUUGUACCUCACGCAGGAUGUCCAACACUGGGAUUAAUAUCGAGGCGUCGGCAUUGUUUAUACACAUCUGUCUGAUCAUUUCCCUAAUCCCUGCGCUCCACACAAUACAGCUACAGUAGUUGUUACAAAACUGCGUGGACUGCAAUAUCUUGUAUAUCCCACGAACAACUGGCGCUGAAUUCAUCUCUCGGAUAGUUUUGUUUGAGGAGCGACUCUUUAAGUUAUGUCGGGGGAUAGUAGCGAUGACUCCGACGCACAAACAAACGAGAGCGCCUGUACCGUUAAACAUCAAAUCACCAAUGCUAACCUUACCGGGCACACUGAAAAGGUCGGCAUGGAGAACUUUGAGCUCCUUAAAGUGUUGGGCACUGGAGCAUAUGGAAAAGUCUUUUUGGUGAGGAAGAACAGCGGCCAUGAUGCAGGCCAACUAUACGCAAUGAAGGUGCUAAAGAAAGCGGCCAUCGUUCAGAAGGCAAAGACCACCGAGCACACUCGCACCGAGAGGCAGGUGCUGGAGCACAUCCGCCAGUCGCCUUUCCUGGUCACGCUCCACUACGCCUUUCAGACUCAGAGCAAGCUGCACCUCAUCCUGGACUAUGUGAGCGGAGGGGAGAUGUUCACUCACCUGUAUCAACGGGAUCACUUUUCCGAGGAGGCAGUACGACUUUAUAUCUCUGAAAUAAUCCUGGCCCUGGAACAUUUGCACAAGCUCGGGAUUGUGUACCGCGACAUUAAAUUGGAAAAUAUUCUCCUGGACAGUGACGGUCAUGUGGUAUUGACAGAUUUUGGACUCAGUAAAGAAUUUCUACAAGAAGAGAAGGAAAGGACCUAUUCUUUCUGUGGCACUAUUGAGUACAUGGCACCCGAAAUCAUUCGAGGGAAAACGGGCCAUGGAAAGUCGGUGGAUUGGUGGAGCCUUGGAAUCCUGAUGUUUGAGUUGUUGACGGGUGCUUCUCCAUUUACUUUGGAGGGAGAGAGGAACUCCCAGAGCGAGGUGUCCAGACGUAUUCUGCGCUGCGAUCCACCUUUCCCCUCCAUGAUCGGACCCACUGCUCAGGACCUGCUGAAGAAGCUGUUGGUCAAGGAUCCUCACAAGAGGCUCGGCUCUGGGCCGCGGGGGGCUGCGGACAUCAAGGCACAUAUUUUCUUCAAGGGACUGAACUGGGAAGAUCUCGCCCAAAAGAAGAUUCCCAGCCCGUUUAAACCCGAGGUGAAGAGUGAACUUGACGUGGGGAAUUUUGCAGAGGAGUUCACUGGGAUGGAUCCAGUCUACUCUCCAGCAAGCACCCCCCCAAGCACCGACCGUCUCUUCAAGGGCUACUCCUUUAUUGCUCCCUCCAUCCUAUUCAACAAAAAUGCCGUCAUGGGAGACUUUCUGGAGUCCCAGGUUCAUGCUGACCGUCCAGGCUCGGCCACUGUCCAGCGCAGUGCAAUGUUAGCGGAAUCCCAGUUUUUUCAGAACUACGAGCUUUGUCUCCAGGGGCCACCUUUAGGAGAGGGGAGUUUCUCUGUGUGCAGACAAUGCACACACAAGCAGAGUGGCCUUGAGUAUGCCGUCAAGAUAGUCAGCCGCAGAAUGGAAGUCAACACCCAGAGGGAGAUUGCCGCCUUGAGGCAAUGUGAGGCUCACCCAAACAUUGUCAAGCUGCAUGACGUCCAUACCGAUCAGUACCACACCUACUUGGUGAUGGAGCUCCUUCGCGGUGGCGAGCUGCUCGAAAGGAUCAAGAAGAAGAAACUCUUCGGUGAAGCGGAGGCCAGCCAGCUGCUGCAGAGCCUGGUCUCAGCUGUCAGCUUCAUGCACGAAGCCGGAGUUGUGCACAGGGACCUGAAACCCGAGAAUGUGCUGUUCACGGACGAGGGAGAGGACUCGGUGCUGAAAGUGAUAGAUUUUGGAUUUGCCCGCCUGUGUCCUGCAGGCAGCGCCCCCCUGCAGACUCCCUGCUUCACGCUGCAGUACGCGGCACCGGAACUCUUUGAGAGCGCCGGCUACGACAAAGCCUGCGACCUCUGGAGUCUCGGGGUCAUUCAGUACACCAUGCUGUCAGGCCAGGUGCCCUUCCAGUGCGAGCAGGUGGGGAUGACGUCCUCAUAUGCUGCCGACAUCAUGCAGAAGAUCAAAGAAGGAGAUUUUUCCUUGGAUGGGGAGCCGUGGAAGGGCGUGUCGGAGGACGCAAAAGAGCUGGUAAAAGGGCUGCUGACCGUGGAUCCGGAGCGGCGACUCAAGCUCUCUGAUCUGAAAGAGAACAGCUGGCUGCAGGGCGGGGCGUCCAUGUCCACUACGCCACUGUGCACUCCAGACGUGCUGGAGUCCAGCGGGCCCACCGUGCGCACCUUUGUGAACGCUACCUACAAGGCCUUCAACCGCGGCAAGAGAGAGGGCUUCUUUCUAAAAAGCGUUGACAACGCCCCGCUCGCGAAACGGCGAAAACUGAAAAUGACAAGCACCGGCGUGGAGACCCGAUGGAGUUCGUCUUCGUCGUCGUCGACCUCUUCUUCCUCUUCCUCCUCCGCCUCUGCAAAAGCAUCGAAAGCCCAGCCAAAGCAAAGUGUGAGCCCAAAGCAAAGCUAGUCGCGCUACACGAUGUAUUGAAUAAUUCCGCUUUAUUUAAAAUGUACACGUGUACAUGUGGCCUCGAGGAAAUCCAACAUUUUGUCACCAUCACACACUAAAAGCUGUUUUUAAAACGCAGACCUUUACCUUUUUUUCCACUGCGGAUAAGAAACAUUGGCGGGGCUUUGUAUGGUGAAAAGGGAAACAAAGAGCCUUUUAAGAGUUGAAGCCAUAUGCCAACCAAUCAGUCAAAAUUGAGCCGAGUGAAUACACACAAGUUUGCACAAGGCGGAUGGAUAGUAUUUGCAUAUUUAAUUUUUUACAUAUUUGAGGGUGAAUGUUUGGCUAUUGCUCCUAGUGUGUUUUUGUCCUCUCUUCUUUGGACUGGUCAAUAGUAGUUUGCACUUUUCAGAAUGAACAGUUGUUCACAGAGCUGUGUGCUUCCUGGCUCAGGCGGAACAGGCGGUCUUUGCAAAGUACCGUAGACGCAGCUCAAAAACGACACAGAAGCAUGCCGGAAGGCGUCAUCGUUCGGUGUCACAGCGGCGCUCGUACUUGCUGUAAAUGGCUCGCCGUACGUCGGGGUCGGUGUUGAGCAUGGAUGUCUGUUGUCGUGAAAGCGCUUUCUUCCGUUCAGCCGUGAUAUGAAAUGUGUUUUUAAAAGUGCAUUUCGUGCGAGCUCAUCCUCUAGCAGCAGUCACUGGGUGGAAGACUUGACUUGAAAUGUUUUUUUAUCGCUCUGAUUUGAAAUGAUCACACACUUGGAGAUGAAUUUAGUUUGGAUGCAAGCACCCUGCCAGAUCUGCUAUGUACAUAUUUUGAUUUUGAGAGAAAAUGGGUCUGUAUUAAUUGAAACUGUUUUAAUGGUGUGUUAGUGUCCUAUGUUUUUUUUAUUUUUAUUUUGUACGUGUUGCAUGUCCUUUUAUCAAUAAAAUCCAUUUGCGCUUUAAAGGUUCUUUCACGGAUAUUUAUGUCUUUAAGAAAAUGAAUGAAUGGAUGCCAUGGUAAAGGGUGGGUAUAUUUGUGUUGUUUUUAGUUGUGUAUCACAUGAAGCAUUGUUGUGGGUUUAUCGUCCUUCCCCCACCUCCCAAACUUAAAACUGUGCUGUUAAACGUCUUGUUGAUCUGUUGAUGAUAUUUUGCCUCCGGUUUUCAUCUGUUUUACUUUUUUAAGCCUUACUUUUGUAUUGAGAUGCACUGCCACUGUUGUAACUGGGAUUUAUUUGUACCAAUAUCAUUUAUUUUGGUGCAAAAUAAAUAUUACUUUUG